Messenger RNA from Oncorhynchus mykiss (rainbow trout), 4568 nucleotides. RefSeq names its product ankyrin repeat and SOCS box containing 14a (gene asb14a). The record is from RefSeq and is a predicted model, not a curated record. Lineage: Eukaryota; Metazoa; Chordata; Actinopteri; Salmoniformes; Salmonidae. Gene Ontology annotation, molecular function: protein binding. Gene Ontology annotation, biological process: intracellular signal transduction.
GUGCAUUUUGAUAUUAUGUUGCAGAGAUGGGCAACUCUGGUGGUCCUCGAAGUGUUGUUUUUGUUCCUUUUCCAAAUCGCCAUGUGAUUUAGACCUGGGAUACCAGGUGUAGUGUGUGUGUGUGUGCGUGCCAUUGAAAGAAUCAGCUGACAUUCUGGCCCCAGAGGACUGAAGUUGCCCAUCCUGGUUCCUGAUCUGAGGGUCUUCUCUGUUUCACUUCUACAUUACCAGGUUGAUAAUUAGAAUAACAACUCAAGCGAUUUCUUUUUUAUAAAGUUAAUGUCCUCAAGAUGUGAGUAUGUGUUAGCGUGUGAUCCUGCCAGCAGAGCGUCUGGUGCCGAUGUGUUCAGCUCUACCCAAGCUGUCUGUUCUGGCAAUUACAUCUUCACCUGUUCCAUUUGGUGUUUUAUUUAUAGCUUGUUUGAGGGAUUGUAAUGGUUUGACAUUGGGUGUCUUGAUUGGUCGUAGAGUAGAUGCAUUUCAUCUUCAGUCAAGUUUUGCGCCUCUUGACAUGCCACUUGUACCCCUCCAGUAAUGAAGAGGACUUAUUUCAUGCCGUGGCAUCAUCUGGAACUAACGGGCAUGAAUGUCAGACAGCUGCCAAUAAGAGGCAAUGUUUUUUUUUUUUCUCAACCAUGAUUGGUGUAUCUCAUUUCCUCACACACUUGCCCAAAUUUAGCCACACCUGUUGAUGUACAAUUUACAGUCCUUUUUAACCGGUAUAAAAGCUGUCCAACAGAUUGUGUGAUCCUUGUUUUGGUGUGACAUAGUGAUUGAUUUCGAAGGUGGGAGCAUAGAUUGCAUUGGCCGGAGCCUUUGUUAUUAAAACAAUUUUAGUCUUGAGCUCGAAGGACCGGACCUUUGAAUAUGGCAAGAAGUAUCUUAGGACAUUUUACACAACGAUACUAAUCCCCUCUUCCAGAAUGUAAUAUCCUUUCAUCCCAAUUAUUAAUAGGAUUACAUUUUGAUGUUUGUGAUGCAAUGUGCAACAGUCUAGACAUAUUGAGACAUGCAGUGUUAACCUGAAUGACAAAUGAUUUGGUGUUGGGGUGGAAGAGGAUUUGCUGCAGAUUAUGAAAGUGACAUGUUUGGGAAUAAUAGAAAGGAUAUGAAAUGGACAGUUUGAAUAGAAAAGAUCACGUGGACUGGUCGCCAGCUGCUGCUGAAAUUAUAAUUCAGUGGUGAAAUUCUUUCAGUUCGUUUAGUACUUUGUCACAGACGGAAAACAUGCUGUCAGAUCAUUCUUAUGUUGUGAGAAUAAUCUGUACUUUCCCUAAUCCUUUUUGUACUGAACAAAAAUAUAAAUGCAAGGUGACAUUUUCAACGAUUUUACAGAGUUACAGUUCAUAUAAAUUGUCAUAUUUUGUGUAAAUCAUUCCAGAGCUUUAAAUCAUUAUUUGUAGCAUGUGGCAAAUACAACUGGUGUCGACUUUAUCGUGAAAUGCUUGUUUACGAGCCCUUCCCAACAAUGCAGAGUUUAAAAAGAAAAUAGUAACACACGAGGAAUAAAAUAAAAGACACAAGAAUGGAGCUAUAUACAGAAAGUACCAGUACAUCCACUUAGCCUAACUUCCUGUAAGGUUAUCAGGUUCAAUAAGAGAGAUUGUGGUUGUUGCCAAGAGUGAUCUCACGGUUCUCUUUUCUCACAGCAUUCCUUCAGAGGCAGAGAGGAUUACAUUGAUCACUUCAGUGGAGGUGUCUGGUGAGUGAUGAGACAUGGGUGAUAGUGAGUGACAGGAAUCCAGCAGCCAGAGCCUGUGCAGGGCAGCAACCCAUCCAUCCUCUCCACAGGCAGAAGUCUGGUGACCUUCAAACAACUGGAGUAGCACAGAGAAACAGUGAAUGAUAACACUCUUCCUGGAGGAUGCUGUCGGUGAGUAAUGAUGGACAGACACUUCAUUACACUGGACAUUUUCACAUAAGUAUGGGUGGUGAUUCAAUUGUCUUAUUUAAAAUAAUGCACUGAGAAUUCACUUAGAAGGUAUUGCAUGCAUUCUUUCCGCUUUCAAAACUGUAAACUGUUCAAUUGUGUAUCUUAAAGAAAGAAUGUUCAUGCAAAUAGUCUUUCAUGCAUCUCUUUCUUAUAUACUUGCUCUAGUCUAUAAUCUUUAUAAAAGCAGUAAUUCCGUCAUAAAAGUGAAUCUGUUUGUGUCUAUCAGUAGCAACAUGCAGGAGCAGGAAAAGUGUGUCAGUGAGUGUCGUUCAGUGUGCCAGAGGUACAGAGAAACCCUGGGUGCUGGUCUGUCUCAUGAUCAGGUAUUUAUAGCAGGGGAGGUAUAAAUAGCCCCAGAAUGGAGAAAAACAGAUCCCCUUUAAACCACGAAGGACGCCAUAGCCACAUUACAGCCUGAUUACGAAAGCUGGAGAGAUCCCCACUAGAGAGACUGCAAGAGGCCUGGACAUGCACUUUGACGAACUAGGAUAUGAAGGGGACGACUAUGAGGAUGUGGACACUCAAUACAUGAUUGAACAGAGUCUUCUGGAAUGUAACAAGCAGAAUGAAUCGCAGGAUUCCAGCCUAGGGGAUGAGUGCAGUCAAGAUAUAACAGAUAAUGUAAAAAUCUUCUCCGCCAUCCGAAAAGGUGACGAAGCAGCUCUCCGCCAGCUGUCUGUCAGCCAGAGCGCUUUCUCUGAAGUGGACAACAGAGGCUGGAUCCCCCUACAUGAGGCCGUUAGUCAGAAGAACCAAAAUAUUCUAGAGGUCACCUUUGCAGCGUCGAGUCAAGAUACAGUGCAAUGUCGGACCGACCGGGGAAAGACACCUCUGUUCCUGGCGGUGGAGCGGGGUCUGAUAGAGAACGCCACCUUUCUGCUACAGAAUCAUUCCAGUUCUGACUGCCAGGAUGACGAAGAGGACUCACCGCUAGUUAUAGCUAUCAGAAACGAUCGUCUGGACCUGGCCAAGCUCCUACUGGGGUUCGGUAGCAAUGUGAACCUGGAGGGAUGUCACAGCAGGACCCCCCUCCACGAGGCUGCCAAGCUGGGACGGGAGGACUUUGUGGAGCUGCUUCUCAGGUCUGGGGCCGACCCAGACGCCAGGUCCGACUAUGGGCUCACGCCCCUGGCCCUUGCUGCUCAGUGUGGGCAUGUGAAGGUAGUCCAAGCCCUCGUCCAGAAAGCAGGGGCCAACGUGGAGUCUAUGGCCCAGGAUUAUGCCACAAUCCUAUUUGAGGCAUCUGCCUCUGGCAACCCUGAGAUUAUCUCUCUGCUGUUGGAGUAUGGAGCUGAUGCCAAUGUCCCCAAACACACCGGACACCUCCCCAUCCACAGAGUCUCCCACAGGGGCCAUUUACAAGCUCUGAAGAUCCUGAUCCCUGUGACAACCUGUGACGCAGUAUAUGAGAGUGGAAUGAGCCCCUUACACUCUGCAGCUGCUGGUGGUCACACACAGUGUCUAAAGGCCCUGCUGAAGGCAGGCUAUGACCCCAACUACAUGUUGCACCCCUGGGUCCGACGUAACUACGACGACCAGCGGAAGUCUGCCCUGUACUUUGCGGUGUCCAACGAUGAUGUCCCCUCGGUCAAGCUGCUGCUGGAGGCUGGGGCCAUGCCCAACCAGGACCCUGUCAAGUGCCUACAGGUGGCUCUGAGGUCGGGUAACCUGGAGAUGAUCUACGUCCUGCUGAGGUUCGGAGCCAACGUCAACUACUUCUCCCGCAUCAAUACCACCCACUUCCCCUCCGCGCUGCAGUACGCCUUGAAGGACGAGGUUGUCCUGCGCAUGCUUUGUAACUAUGGCUACGAUGUCCAGCGCUGCUUCGAGUGCAACUACGGUGAAGCGCCCCAUGUUCCUGAUGACUAUGAGGGCUGGACAAAUUCUGUCAUCAACGACUCCAUGUUUUGCGAGGUUAUCUCAGUGUACUGGUUGAAAGAACACUCGGGACACGUGGUGCGUAUCAUGAUGGAUUACGUCGAUCACGUGACCUUCUGCUCGAAACUAAAGGCUGUUCUGAUGGAACAAAAGCAGUGGCCUGAUAUCUGCAAAGUUCAAGAGAACGCUCGCUGUCUUCAGCAUCUCUGUCGUCUGAAGAUCCGGAGCUGUCUGGGCCGACUGCGUCUCAGGGCCCCAGUGUUCAGGCAUUUCCUGCCUCUACCCAACCGGCUCAAAGAUUACAUCCUGUACCGGGAAUAUGAUCUCUUCAGCCAGAAGAUCCUAGUGGGCUGACUGGAAGAAGUACAUGGAGGAUGAGCGAAGAAGAUAGGCCUACAUUAACAAUUAGUCAGUGACUCAGCAAUGCUAUUAGUCAGUUUUUUUACUCUCAGAGGUGCCGUCUCUUAGGGCCAGGGUGCCCGACGUCGAAAUCUUGUGAGUAUUUUUUGGAGGAAGGGGGGCACAUCGAGGCUGAUUUGUUCAUUGUGGCUAUAGCCCCCUAGCUCUACUGUAAUUCAAACCUUGCUAUUAGUCUGUCAGGCAGACGAGCUGAGCUCACUCACAUCAGGUUAAAAGAGUUUACUGUUAUCAUCAAGAGGAAUUUGUUACUUUUCACCUAAAAAAUGAGGGUGGGGCAGGGGGGGAUUGAAGAAUUUUGGUCUGUUUCAGCAUAAAAUAAAACCUUUCUCUUUUUUUU